GGUCAUUCAAGUCCAGACCAAGAAGCUCGAGGAUGCCAGAACAAUGAUCGAGAAGUUGCUCAAGGAGCUCAGGAAUGGCACAACCUUGGAUGAGGACUUGGUCUAUGCCAGGACCCAAUCGGGCACGGACCUGGAGUACUGGAACUGGCUGGAAUGGGCCAUCGAAGAGUGGUACCAAACCCACCAG
Messenger RNA from Symbiodinium sp. CCMP2592, 187 nucleotides. NCBI's taxonomy places the organism in Eukaryota, Dinophyceae, Suessiales, Symbiodiniaceae. The record is from the annotation of a GenBank genome assembly.